Messenger RNA from Eucalyptus grandis, 1894 nucleotides. Its product is annotated as serine/threonine-protein phosphatase PP1-like. The record is from RefSeq and is a predicted model, not a curated record. The transcript has 4 exons. Gene Ontology annotation, cellular component: cytoplasm; nucleus. Bases 283 to 1296 code for a protein of 337 amino acids. Lineage: Eukaryota; Viridiplantae; Streptophyta; Magnoliopsida; Myrtales; Myrtaceae. Gene Ontology annotation, molecular function: protein serine/threonine phosphatase activity.
CAAGAACCGAAGCCAGGCCCCCUCCCUCCGAUGCCCUAGCGCCCUCCCUCCCUCCCUCUUUCUCUCUCUUCGAUCCUCUCCCCUCCUCCUCCUCCGCCGCCGUCUCCGGCCGCGGGCAUGCUCCUCCUCCUUUCCCGCCCCGCCUCCGGUACCGUUCCCCGGCCCUCGCGCCGGGGCUGCUGAUUCGCGACUCUCUCUCUCGGUUGACCGGGGCCGCCGGUGCGCGCGGCUGGCCUAGGGAGGGUUCGUUUUUAUUUUUAUUUUUGGUUUGGUUGGGGUGAGAUGGAGCAAGCGGUGUUGGACGACAUCAUCGGCCGGCUCCUGGAGGUCCGCACCCGGCCCGGGAAGCAGGUCCAGCUGUCGGAGGCGGAGAUCCGGCAGCUCUGUACGACCUCGAAAGACGUCUUCAUGCAGCAGCCCAACCUGCUGGAUCUCGAGGCGCCGAUUAAGAUAUGCGGGGACAUUCAUGGACAAUAUUCAGACCUUUUAAGACUUUUUGAGUAUGGGGGAUUGCCUCCUCAUGCCAAUUACUUGUUUUUGGGGGACUAUGUGGAUAGAGGCAAGCAAAGUUUGGAGACAAUAUGUCUACUCCUUGCGUAUAAGAUUAAAUACCCGAAAACUUUUUUUCUCUUGAGAGGAAACCACGAAUGUGCUUCUAUAAAUCGGAUAUAUGGAUUUUAUGAUGAGUGUAAGAGAAGGUUCAAUGUCAGGUUGUGGAAGGUUUUCACAGAGUGCUUUAAUUGUCUGCCUGUGGCAGCCUUGAUAGAUGAGAAGAUUCUGUGCAUGCAUGGUGGUCUCUCACCUGACUUACACGAUUUAGACCAAAUUAGGAACUUGCAGCGUCCCACAGAUGUACCAGAUACUGGUUUGCUCUGUGAUCUUCUCUGGUCAGAUCCUAGCAAGGAUGUACAGGGCUGGGGAAUGAAUGACAGAGGAGUUUCAUAUACCUUUGGGGCGGACAAGGUGACAGAGUUUCUUCAGAAGCAUGAUCUGGAUCUUGUUUGCCGCGCUCAUCAGGUUGUGGAGGAUGGCUAUGAAUUCUUUGCUAACCGGCAACUAGUAACUAUAUUUUCGGCACCUAACUACUGUGGGGAGUUUGACAAUGCUGGUGCCAUGAUGAGUGUUGAUGAGACCCUGAUGUGCUCUUUCCAAAUACUAAAGCCUGCUGAUAAGAAGCCAAAAUUUAACUCUGGCGGCAUAACAAUGACUCCUGUUAAGCCUUUGAGUUCCUCCUCGGGUUCCAAUGCUUUUGGGAGCACGACAACAGCAAAGCCUGGAAAUCCCAACUGGCAUUAAGUCUUUCCAUGGUGCAAAAAGUAUGAUAAGUAGGUAGGUUGGUGGAGAAGCAUUGAAAGACCUGUACACACAGAGCAAGUCAGGAUUGCACAAGGAGGAAGCUCGAGAUCCUUUUAAUUUUGUCCAAAAUAUGCUGCAUUGUAAAGAAGUGGGAGGGGAAAAGAUAUUGUUUUCCUUGAUAUAAAGGGUUCGAAUUUUAGAAGGCCAUAACUCCUUUCGCCUCCUCUUUGUACACUAAUAGCUGCCUCAGUUGCUCAUAAUUAUUUGUGUUCCACUUCAAUAUCUCCGUCAUCUGUGACUGAGGCUGUGAAGAAUGUGAUUAUGUGUCUUCAACCUCACUUGAAGAACCUGCUUGGACUUCUAUCGUUUGAUAGUGUGGUUUGGUUUCUUUCUGAGUUGAGCUCUAAUUGUUUUUCCAUCACCCGUAGUAAACUCCAUGGGCUAGAAUAGUAUGUGCGUCACAGAAGGCAUGUUGGUGUUUGGUGUCAUCUGACCAAUGCGUCUGUCGCAAAGACAUUGUCCGCUCAUUGGUCUGCUUUCUUCUGUUGUUAAGUUGUCUAAACAGUAUGAAAUUUAUGAUGGUGCCCUUUUGUUGGGA